UAACAUGCAUGUUUUUGGAAUGCGUGACGAAGCCACAGUACCCGGAGAAAACUCAUGUAAGCAUGGGGGGAACAUGCAAACUAUGAGACCCGAGAUUCAAACCGAGGACCAUGCUCGUCCACCAUGAUGCCCGAUGAAUAUUAGGUAGGACUUUAUUUGGAAGGGCACUAUUAUCCCAAAUAUGUCAACUUAAAAUGAAUACACCGUGGAGAUGUUAAACUAUAAUUUGGGGCCCUCAUCUUGACACAGAAAGACACCAGUGAAACAGUUCUGUCUUAGCUCUUCCACAGAGACAGUCCAAUGAUGAGUGGGAAACAAAUGGUAAUGAGGCACCUGACAUUUAAUACCACACCAUUGCCCCCUGGUGCUUUGUGUAAUAACUGACAACUAACUUUAGGGAAAAACUGCUACAGAUAUUGUAGCCAAAUAAUUUAUAUAUUAUAUUAUAUUAUAUUAUAUUUCAUCAACUUGUGUAGGUAUCCCUAAUGUGGCCGGUGAGUGUAGCUAAAAGCCAUUAUGUGGCAAUUUAAUAAAUAAUGCAUACACUGUACUUGGUAGGAGACUUGACUUCCGAUCAGGCAGUGUAGUUUCAGUUCCCACCUAGCGACGGUGUGGCUGUGAAUGGUUAUCUGUCAUUAUAUCUGUGCUCUGACUGAUAAAGGACACUGCAAAAAAAUCCUUUGAAUUUACUUAAUUCAAACAUGUACAUUGGUUGCACAUGAUUAAAAUGUGUUAAACUAACAUAUAUCAUUUUACUAUUUUCGAGGAAAAGAGGGGGAAAUUACGUCAGUUUACCACAUUUUAAUCAUGUGCAACCGGAAAUAAAGUACUUUUUUUUUUCCAGUGUGUAGUCUGUCUUUUGCUAGAAGCCAGCUGGGAUAAGGUCCAGCUCCCCAUGACUCUGAAUACGAUAAGCAGUUAUAGAAAAUGGAUGGAUAUUUACAUUCAGAAUCCAAUAAUUUUUGUAUAAAUGUAAACAUUUAAUCAACAUGGGAAAGAAAACAAGCUUGUGGGUUUUUUUACAAUCUCAACGUCAGGCACAAAAUGCGGUAGAAUAUCAGAUUUAGUUCAGCCAGUGUCAUAUGUCAGUAGGUUCAGCGCUGCAUGUUGCCUUGCCCACGCUGGGGGAACAACCAGCGCUAAUUAAUGGAAGGAGGGAACCUGUUGAGGUUUCCCUCCUCAGCUUUGCCAUUAAUCACACUUCAUUUGAUGCUGCAAGUUGCAGGACUCAAGCACUUCUCAGCAAAGGAGUGUCGCGGCAAAGAAGCAACGGGAUGUCCAACAACAUGGCCAAGAUUGCGGAUGCCCGAAAGACGGUUGAGCAAUUAAAGCUCGAGGUCAACAUAGAGAGGAUGAUGGUAUCCAGAGCAGCAGCAGAUCUGAUGGCCUAUUGUGAAACUCAUGCCAAAGAUGACCCCCUGGUGACCCCUGUGCCUUCCUCAGAGAACCCCUUUAGAGAGAAGAAAAUAUUCUGUGAGAUACUGUAAACCCGGUGUAGACAUUUAUGGAGCGGCAGUGUAUUUUUAGAUUUCUUUUCAUAUGAUUGCCAUUUAAUAUGAAUGUCUUCAUUUUCAACUGCCUUAGAUGUCUGUUUUGUUGCUGUGUAGGACGCCAAAGAAUUUUAUAUGUUUGAAGAUGAUAAUGAUGGCAAUAAAGACUGCAAAAAUGAGUGCAAAGUUCACUUAAGUAAGCAUGCAUGUACCUGUCUUUCCUUUUACUUCUCCUUCAGCUUGUACAUUAAAUCCAUGCUUCUUCUCUGUGCUUUUUCUCAUCUUGCCUGUAUUUUUUUCCAGCAUGUGCACGCGAAUAACCCAGAUUUUCUUAUCUUACACGCAAGCCACUGUUUGUAUAGUGCAACAAGGUACUAUAACUCACUGCCAUUUGCUUGGUGUUGGGAAUUGAUCCGAUAUAUUGUACAUUAGUUUCGGGAGGUGCCUCACAGUUCAGAGGUUCUGGGUUAGAAUCUUGGCAGCGGCUUUCCUUAUUUUUUUACUGCACAAUAUUUUUCUUUAUUCUUCUGCUUAUUACAGACAUUUGUUUUAUCAGGGCACAUCUCAGUAUCUUUAAAGUAAUUCUAAAUCAGAGAACGUGACUGUGUUUUUUGUUGUUGGAGGAUUAUUCACUAAGCGUUGAAUCAUUGCUUUUGCCCUGACGUCGUGCUCACUUGUGAGGCAUCAUACUUUCUU
Molecule: messenger RNA, 2186 nt
Organism: Phyllopteryx taeniolatus (common seadragon)
Lineage: Eukaryota; Metazoa; Chordata; Actinopteri; Syngnathiformes; Syngnathidae
Gene: gng8
Product: guanine nucleotide binding protein (G protein), gamma 8
Exons: 3
Coding region: 1083-1487 (134 amino acids)
Biological process (GO): G protein-coupled receptor signaling pathway
Cellular component (GO): heterotrimeric G-protein complex
Molecular function (GO): G-protein beta-subunit binding
Source: RefSeq, a predicted model, not a curated record